CACGUAGCACGCUUCCACAUCUCCCCACCCCUCGUCACCUCGUCCUCAGCACCCCAAGUCCCCAAGACCCCAACCAACAUUUGCCGAACGGAUCCCGCCCGAGCCCGAGAGCUCGCGAAGCCCAGGCCCAGCCAGACCCACGAAGCGAUGCAACGGAGAUAGUGAGAUCGCGUGAAGCCGCCGAUGACCUCCGCCGUCCUCGCCGGCCGGGAUGAGGUCCACCACGGACACCCGCACCACCGCCACUGGGGCGGCGCCCGCGCCCCCCUCAUGCCCAAGCCAUCCUCCAAUCCUAACCCUAGGCGCUACCGCCCGGGACCAAACCCUAUCGUCAGUGGCUCGCCGCCGGCGCCGCGGGCCGGUUCGGCUGUCGCGGCUGAGCCCUUGCCGUCGCCCUUAAGGCACGUGAAAUUCAGGCCGUCGGAACUGACACCCGCCGAGGCCCGUCAUCUCCGCGAGCGGCUCACCGGCGAGCUUGGCCGCGUCCGCGCUUUCGUCUCCCGCAUCGACUCGUGGCAGGACGGGCGUCGCCGGGGCCCGGAGCCCGAGCCGGAGCCUCCCGCGCGCCGCUCUUCCCCGCCGCCGGCGCUGGUGGAGGCGAUGCGGAGGCGAUGUGCGGAUAUCCUGACGCGGCUGCGGAGAUCGAAGAAAAGCGUGUGGUUCAAUUCCCCCGUCGACGUGGAGGGCCUCAAGCUGCACGACUACCGCGCCAUCAUUCGGAGCCCCAUGGAUCUCGGCACCGUCAAGCAAAACCUCACCGCUGGCCGGUACCCCUCGCACGAGGCGUUCGCUGGCGACGUCCGGCUGACCUUCAACAACGCGCUGCGGUACAACCCUCCCGACCACCACGUGCACAGGUACGCCGGCGACCUCCUCGCCACGUUUGAGGGGAUGUACAAGGAGGCGGUCUCGUGGUUCGAGCAGCAGCGCCAGCAGCUCGAGCCGCCAAUGCAGCUUGAUCUGCUGCCACCACCACCACCACCGCAACUCCCAGUUUCUGUGCCAGUGCAAGCGCCCCUGAGGAUGUGGGGUGGGAGGAGGCCCAAGCCCAAGGCUAGGCAGCCAAACAAGAGGGAGAUGGAUGAGGAGGAGAAGCAGAAGCUGAGGGUGGAGAUUGAGAACCUGCCUGAGGACAAGGUGCUGAAUGUGCUGCAGAUUGUGCAGAAGAGGAACAGAGAUCCAGCAUUGUCGGGGGAGGUUGUGGAGCUUGAUUUCGAUGAGCUGGAUAUCGAGACCCUAUGGGAGCUUGAUCGAUUUGUGGUCAAUUGGAGGAAAGCUCUAAAGAAGAGCCAGCGGAAUUCUAGGAUGAAUGGUGAUGCUGCUGUGAUGAAUGCAGAUGCCAUCGAUGCGACAAUUGUUCCGGAUGAUGAUGACAGGGUCGAGGUUGCUGUCAAUCCGUCUGUGGUGGUUGAAAUUGGAGAGUCGGAGACUGACGUUCCAGAGAAGAAUGAAGUGGAGGCUGAGAUGGGUGACGAGUAUGUGGAUAUCGGUGAUGAGAUGCUGACGAUGAAUUACCAGUCGGUGGAGAUCCAGAGGGAUUCCCUGGCCGCCAGCAGCUCAAGCGGACCAGGAAGUGGCUCGUCUUCAUCAACUGGUACGGUGGAGCAAAUAAAGUUGUCACCACAAAUGCUGGGUUAUGGAUUUAGUAGCUCGUUAAUUCAUUAAAACUCCUUGCAGAUUCGGACUUGGACCCUGAAUCUGAUGGGGAUAAUGCAAGCGCCCCGCACUAGGUGGUUGCUCUUUUAUCUGACUGUAGUAGGAUUAGGGACGUGUAGGUGACCCAUUUGGCGAGUCAUUUUGAAGGAUUAGGGACGUGCAAAUUGGGGGUCAUGUAAGUCUUUGUUGUCAUGUGUGUUCGUUUGUGUAUGUGGGUGCAGCUUAGGUUGUCGGUACUUAGUGAAUUGGUAGAUGCUUGUGUAGAUUGGGAGACUGCUGUAAAGAAGGGAAUAUAAUCUGGAACAAAGUGGAAAAGUAGCAAUGCCUUGGCAUUUCAUGUCUGUUGCUUUCUUUUGUAGGAGUAUAUGUUUAUUACUGCUGUAGCCGAUCUAUUGUGCACAUAUGCUUUAUCAAUGUUCAUUGGAUAUUGCAAACUACAUCAAAAAGAGUUUGCUGGAGUACCUUAAUUUGGUGCCAAAACA
This is a messenger RNA of Zea mays, 2138 nucleotides long. Its product is annotated as transcription factor GTE7. The transcript is spliced from 2 exons. Gene Ontology annotation, molecular function: protein binding. The record is from RefSeq and is a predicted model, not a curated record. NCBI's taxonomy places the organism in Eukaryota, Viridiplantae, Streptophyta, Magnoliopsida, Poales, Poaceae. Bases 184 to 1665 code for a protein of 493 amino acids.